This is a messenger RNA of Culex quinquefasciatus (southern house mosquito), 4020 nucleotides long. RefSeq lists its product as uncharacterized. Gene Ontology annotation, biological process: positive regulation of protein localization to plasma membrane; positive regulation of voltage-gated calcium channel activity; skeletal muscle contraction. Gene Ontology annotation, molecular function: protein binding. Gene Ontology annotation, cellular component: extrinsic component of cytoplasmic side of plasma membrane. The record is from RefSeq and is a predicted model, not a curated record. NCBI's taxonomy places the organism in Eukaryota, Metazoa, Arthropoda, Insecta, Diptera, Culicidae.
UCUCACAGGCCAGUUGAAAUUGAGACGCGACGCGGUGCGAACGGUUUUCGGGCUAACGAAAGUGUGUAUGACAUUUUUUUCUAAUAUGUAAUUUGCGCAUUUAUUAUUCGUUGUUUCGGUUCGCAAUCCGUAACGAUUUUUGUUUGCAUUUUUUAUUUUAUUUCGUUUACCUUUAUGAUCAAAAAGUGUCGCGGGUUUGUGGAUUACUGCUAAAAAUAGUGUGCAUUGAUUUGAAAUUGAAAUGAAUUGACGAGCAGCGGACUUGGCAGCGAACUAAAGAUUGACAACACAAAUGCUAUUAGCUAGUAUUUGACUUUUUGGGGUCAGAAGAAAACGAUAAUGAAAAGGUUAUUAUUCUGUUCGUAUAUUUCUAUAGUUUACCAAACACAAAGACAUAUUUUUUACGACAAAGACUGUAACUGUAAAAGCGACGUAGUAAAUCGAAUUGAGUUGAUUUAGAUUUUUUUGUUACUGUUUCGAAUCCAAGUAUAAAUCGAAUAAAUUGAAAUGCUCCGCUGGAGCCAGGAAUGUACGUAAUAUUUCCGGCGGAUGAACUUAUAUCGUUAACGUACGGAAUCGCAGUACCACGAGUACAACCACGACCAACUCUGGACAACUUGCGGGAACUUGCCCCCAUCGGCAAUAGGCCUGUUUCCACCACAAACCUGUCCUUCCAGCAGAUAAAUGAGCCCCGUCGGAACAAAGUUCAACCACCCCGGCCAAGGACACCACCGAUCCUCUCACCAAGAGAUAGAAGUCCUAGCGUUAAUUUUUCUCCGGAUGAUAGAAUCUACGAUUACGAUGAUAGAACUCCCUUAUACGACACCGAUACUACCGUGAACUAUGUAAACAGGGACCGUUUGCUUCCCCCCAGCCCAUCUCCGUUGUCCAACCCUUCUCCAACGACGGUCUCUAGAUCUCCAAAUCCCAGUUCAGGUGUAAAAGCGAAAGAAAAAUCCAAAUCUAGACUUCAUCUUAAGCUUGGACGUCUACGGCCACAUUCCUCCAACGAGCAAAGUGACUCAGCUCGAAUCCGCGAAGAUUUGCAAAUCCACGUAUCAAAUCCUGUAUUCACGCGUGAGAACCUGCGGCAACGUAACUUUGACGCAUUUUUCGAGUCCGGCGAGACCGUUUAUUCGCUGGAGAAGAAGGAAAAACCACCGGUUAUUGAUCCUAUUGAAGGCGAUCUUAGUAAUGCCAGCGGAUAUCCUGCUGGAGGCACCCAGUCGCGUUCAAUUUCUGUUAAUUUCUUUCGUAAAGCCAAAUCACCAACCACCAAGAGUGCCGAACUAGAGUACGAAGAGUACCAGAAAGAGUCAUUGAAAACUCAUCGUAGCAUAUUUAGAAAUAAACGAGGGGGAACAACUCCGAAUAAUAUCCCUGCAUCGCUGCAGCCUCUAGGAGGAAGCAUGUCUUCUUCUGGAGGCUUAUUGAAGGAUUUAGGUCAUCCUGGUUUCAACGAGACACUGAAAUCCCACAACACUGUCACAUUUAAAUUAGUUAAAACAGUUUCCGACUUCACCGAAACCCUAGCACAACUUUACGAACAACAUGCCGAAGCACUACAGUUACUUGUCUCAAAUUACCGAAAAAGAAAUGGCGAGCUGCGAAAGGAAAGACCAGCAUGCCAGUCAAAUUUAUUCUUCGCUUGGGAAACAUUCAUGCAAGAAAUCGAAGCUGAUUCCCAAGCAACCAUCGAUGUCGCCAGCGCUCUCUCCAGACAGAUCGCUCGACCCCUGUUGGAACGUUCUUUCUACCGGAAAGUACAGAGCAGAAAGGUUUUCACUCACAGGGAAUCAUUCGAUACCAUUAUUUCAAAGACUGAAGAUAAACUAUCGAAAUGCCGAAUAGAUUACAAAGAUGCGUACAUUGCUCACCGUCAAAAUCCGACCCAGCAAACACUGACACAGUACAUCGAUUCCCACAACGCGUACGUUCAGCAGUUGCAUGCCACCAAUGCAAUGUUGAACGAAUAUCAUUGCGAGACUUUGCCGCAGCUCAUGCAGGAAUUGGAGGAAAUUUACAGUGAUUUAUGCACCAUUGUUUCGGAAGCGGUGUUGCAAACGGCAGAAUCAAUUUCGGCUAAAGCGCUCGAACAAUCAAAACGGUAUGACAACUUGGCAAACCAGUGCAAAAAUGUGUCUCCCUCACAGGACCUAGGAUACUUUGUUCGUAGCCUACCAGUUCCUGCUAACUCCCAACAGAUUCCUAAAAAGCCUUUUGCCCCACCUCAGCCGGAAGAAGGGGAAGAUUUUGUAGAUUACGGAAUUAAUAUUUUGGAUUCAUCCGCAUCACUGCUUAAAAAUGAGCUCAUUGUGGACAGCGGGGCGUCAAUCCAGGUACGUCCUUCACUGGAGGCCUUGAAACGAGAAUCACAGGAAUUGGAAAUUCAAAUCAAACAACUGCAAGAUUCAGUAGAUGCUUUAGUUCGGUCGCAAAUUAAAGGAGUAGAAAAUCAGCUGUAUAACAAAGCGAACGAAAUUCAGGAGGAUAUAUCUAUGAAAAAAUUCGACUUGCGAGCAAAACAGGUGCAUCUCGCAGCCGUUAGAGCACAGAAAGAGUUAUUUUUGGGUAGAAUAGAUCCUGGUUCACCUCGCGGUGAACGUAAAAUGUCUUCAUCUAGUUCCUCCUCAAUGAAGACUAAGUGGUUAAAAGCGUUCAGAAGUCUGAAACCGACCGGAUCGGCAAAUGACAGGAAAAGCGGAAACGGAGCUCAAUUGCGUUUUGACGGAUCAGACAACCACAAUCUUUUAGAGUAUACGUAUAAAAAAAUUACGCCGUGCGAUGUUUGUUCGCAAGUUUUGAGAGGACACACGCGACAAGGUCUCCGGUGCCGGAUAUGUAAAGUGAACGUGCACGCCGACUGUGCAACUCAGCUACCGAAAUGCCAAGUCAAGCAAAAGCUGCUCAGGCGCCAGAAAAGCACAUCUGAGAUCGAGAGUCGCACCGAACUAGAGGAAGAAAAACCAACCGACAUCGAUCAGAUCUAUCAAGUUCUUAAAAAGGCGGGAGAAAUCUCGAGCGGCAAGGUCAGUGCGGUCGAGUCCAGAGUUCAAGUGAACUCUACAUCUACCAGUGAUGCCAACGCAGUGAUGACUGGAGCAAGCAACUCUCAGCUUGAAAUACCAGUAGUCAAUGUGCCUGCUUAUCCGGAUCGUACGCCAAAGAAGGGACCAGUCAAACCUCAGUGGCCAAAUUUCCAACCUCAAGGACUUUCGGCACCGUCUACAAUGGACAUGUCCAAUUCAGCACCACAUUCACCUCGCCGCCAAAAGCUGAACCUUAGAAUGAAAUCAUUAAGCUUGGACUCGCCAGAAUCGUCUGAAUUGCAUGGACAAAUUCGUCGACGACACCCUGGGCCACCGACUCGCGGCGGCCAUGGAGGUUCUGGUGGUCACUUAGAACACAGCACGCCACCAUCAAACAAUAGUAGAUUACACUCUCCCUCGAGCCCAUCGGGCACACAACGCAAACUUUUGUACGCUAGCCGGGGUAUGAAAUCGGGUUCGGUCGACCUGUCGGAUGAAAUCGAGAGAAGUCAAUCAUCGACCAGCACAUCCCCAUGCCCCUCACCGGUUCGACAGGCACAGAAAACUCAACGAUUCUUGCCGACCAACAUUUACGUAGUUCUGUUCAACUUCAAAGCACGUCAUCAGGAUGAGUUAGAUUUGAUUGCAGGAUAUAAGGUAACGGUUAUCGACUCGUCCGAUGAAAACUGGUGGAAGGGUAAAUGUUUGGGCAAGGUCGGUUAUUUUCCCUCUAAAUAUUGCACCAAGCUAGGAGCCUCGGAGAAGGUGCUCCAGGUGACCUACCCUCUGCACAUAACCGAUAAUGAACGCUGUGAGGUCAAGCUGCAGAGAAAUCAAAUCGUGAUACAGAUUGCGGAGGAGGUUGGUGGAAUGGUGAUGGUUCGCUUCCCUGACAAUCAUCAAGGUGUCAUUCCUACAAAGUAUUUACAAGAAGUCUGACUACACGACGAAGAAGAGCUGGACCGAGACCGAGAUAAAAACAAUACAAAAA